Molecule: messenger RNA, 1161 nt
Organism: Naegleria lovaniensis
Lineage: Eukaryota; Heterolobosea; Eutetramitea; Acrasida; Naegleriidae
Exons: 2
Coding region: 1-1161 (386 amino acids)
Source: RefSeq, a predicted model, not a curated record
AUGUUUUUCGGAAGUGGUGCCUUUAAUCCAUCGGAAUUAGCAAAUUCUAUGAUUCUCAACACCGCUCAAACUCAAACUACUCCUACUACCAAUAACGAUCAACAUGUUCAUCAUCCUUUGGAUCAUCCACAAACACCUUCAUCAUCAGACAAUAAUCAUCAUCAUGAAGAAUCCAUUGGAAGGACGAGAUCAGGUGGUGGUUCACGACGAGUGAGAUUUAGUGUUCGGGUGCGAGAGGAAGGCUCAUCAUCGGGUCAUCAUCAUCAAAAUACAAAUAUAGAUUUAAUUUCUUCUCAUGAUGAUCAUCAUCAGAGGAAUGAUUCCAAUAAUGAAGAAGAAGAGGCAAACUACUCCAGUCAUCGAUCCUCUCAAUAUUCUUCCUUUACGUUACUCUUUCCGAAUACUUUAUAUCAACAUACCACACCAUCGAAAACGGAAUUUAGAAACAAGGUGAUCUUUUGUUUUGCAGGAAUGAUUUUCUUUGCAUCGAUUGGAAUACCCAUGCUCGUCUUGUGUGGAUUAUAUUUUGGUUAUAUUCGUGAUGGACCCACUUCAAUUGUUGAUGUAAAUGCAAUUACUGUGGAAAUUCCUGGUGGCUGUCGAAUUGAAGCCAUUUGGCAGAAUUGUUUUGUGAUCAAGUAUACACGAGUGUGUUAUUUUCGAGUGGGAUUUAAUCAAACUCGAAAGUUUCAAAGUAGAAAUGAGGAGAGGAGGAGAAGUGAUCGAGUGAUGAGUGGAAUGCAUUGGCAACAUUUAAAUGAGGAGCAAGUAAUUGUGGAACACCAGAACAACAAAGUUAUGAGCUUGUUGCAUGAAAGUUCUAGAAUUCGUGACCAGGAUGAAGCAGCUUCUUCGUUUUCAACUCAUGCAGGAAUGACAGGAACAUAUAAAAGCUUAAUGACUACACCAGCGUAUGACAUUACCAUUGAACCUUUUCGUUCUCUGAAAGUGAAUGAUACUGUAUUGUGUUAUUCCAAUAAGAAUGAAACUAUGGUAUCCAUUGUUGAACCGUCAUCCGAGUUGUACGAGAGAUAUUACAUGUUUGGAGUGUUCUUAGCAGUUUUUGGGUCAAUUUGUUGUGCUUGUUCUCUAUGUACGUGGGUUGCCUUAUUUUCAAGAAGUGUGUCAGAUGGCGACUCGGACUCCCAUUCUGAUGGAUAG